AUGGCUAUGGGGCUCUGCGAUUCGUGUCGUGCAUUCGACAUUCAGGCUUUUGACCCCAUUAAGGGUCGAGUAAGGGGGUAUAAAUUACUGUCGGUCAUUGCUGCCGCCGAAUCUGGCUGUCAGUUCUGUUCCAUACUCCUCACAGCGCGUUUUUCACCGGCACUUAAAAAGGAGGGAGUGAUAGCAAACCUCCUUCAUUGGAUGCAGUGGAUUUAUUUGCAACCUGACGACGAGUGGAAGCAACGGUUGGAUACUCAAUGCCAGCAAGAUUAUACAACCACUUCCAACCUCGGCAGUCCACUCGGGCUUACUAGAUUGUGGGCUAGUAGCUCAAGUCCCGCAUACCAUAUACUCCACCGCUCCACGCCUCUGAGCCCUUUCCAGGUUCUAGCUGACGAAGAGUCUCCUGCGGCUAUCAGUGGUGAUGUAACGGGACGACUACUAAGCUCAAAGACAUCGUCUGACGAUCACGUACGGGUGCUAUCGCGUUGGCUUCAACAGUGUCAAGAAUCCCAUGAAGAAUGCCGAGUAUCCUUAUCGGGCUCGCCUUUACUCAAUCCGGAAGUCACUGACCUUCCAAACCGAUGCAUCGAAGUCAGCCGUAACAGUGAUGGGACAAGAGGACUUAGACUGAAGGAAACUGGCGGUCGACGGGGAAAAUAUAUCACGCUCACCCAUCGCUGGAUUCAACCGGACACCGCCAACGCCUCCACUGUACAAAUCAACUACUCUGACAGGCUUCAAGGAAAAGCGCUGGAUCAUCUUCCAGCUCACUUCGAGGAUGCCUUUGAUCUUGCAUUAAAGAUGAAUAUACCAUUUCUAUGGAUUGAUUCGCUUUGUAUCAUACAAGACAGUCAACAGGACUGGAUGAUAGAGGCUUCCCAGAUGGCGAAGUACUACCAAAACUCAUUCUUUACAGUCGCUGGUUUUGGAGUUACCCGAGACACAGGACUAUUCGCAACCACUGACCAAGACCUUGGGCCCAAUCUCGUCCGACUUCCAUAUAGAGACCGACAGGGCGAUCAAAAAGGCUACUUUUUUGUAUGUCAUGUCGAUCAUUCGGAAGUCAAGAGUCAGUAUGACAGAGAAAUCGCUCAGUCCGAUUUACUGAGUAGAGGUUGGAUCUUCCAAGAGUGGAUAUUGAGCAGACGCGUUAUAUCCUACACAAGAACGGCUUGCUUCUAUCAGUGCCAAAGGACCAGUCCGCGAACCACAACUUCCAAUGAUGUCAAUCUGAGUAUACUCAAUGAUAAACAUGCUGACAUCUCCCUUAAGAAUCAUUUUAGGCUCGAUUCUUUGAAAGAGGACGAGAGUAUCUUUCAAAAGUGGAGAUUUGCUGUGCAUACUUAUUCUUCUUUGCACCUUACCAACGCUGGCCAGGACAGAUUGAGCGCACUCGCUGGUAUCUCACAAGAAUUUGCCACAGUCAUUAAUCGCUUAAUGGAUCAGAAAGAUCAUUGGGGAAGCUUCUAUCUAUCUGGACUAUGGGCCGGAGACAUUAUAGCAGGCCUUUUAUGGGAAAUGGAUGGAUCGUGUUCAGACAAAAGACUGAGUGGGAUUCCUACAUGGUCCUGGGCAUCAGUUGUAAAACCUAUCGUCUGGCAGCACGACCAUCGCAAAAUAUCAUCGGGACUUAUGGCUCAGACCAAGGGACUUUGCAAAUUCCUUGGUGCGAAGAAAACCUCGAUGCGUGAGCAAAUGUCAACAUUUGAGUACGACCUCACCAGAGAUGCCGAUCUAAAAGGUCAAGUCAUUCCAGUGGAACAAUUUGUUGUGCCACAAUUCAAUACCCUUGUUAUGCAGGGAAAGCUUCUUCGUGUCAGAAUCAGUGGCCUAUUCGACUCGGACUCAGACCUGGACAUCGCAAGCACCUUGUCAGGUUAUGAAAUCGACCACAAACACAACUUACACGCGGGGUUCACGACAGUUCCCGAAACACGGACACGGGAGUAUUGGAGGAAAAUAAGCCUUUCUCAGUUUCCGGAAAUUCUUUGCGGAUGGGCAUCAAUCGAUGACUUGGUUGCAAGCUCCGAGCCCAUACUCCAGGAUGUCGUUGCUUUUCCACUCACGAAGGCAACUGUGAAAUUUCCAGGUUUUGGUCUCGGUUAUUGUUGGUAUUCGUACCAGACGUACAGUGUCCUUCUACUCCGACGCAUAGCAGACGGUUCAUCUUGCUUUGAGCGGAUUGGGGUUGGGAGGAUCUUUGGGCCACAGACAGAGGACCAGCUGAAGUCAGCAAUUGAAACAACUUUUUGGCUAGUUUGA
Messenger RNA from Fusarium proliferatum ET1, 2265 nucleotides. RefSeq lists its product as uncharacterized. Bases 1 to 2265 code for a protein of 754 amino acids. NCBI's taxonomy places the organism in Eukaryota, Fungi, Ascomycota, Sordariomycetes, Hypocreales, Nectriaceae. The record is from RefSeq and is a predicted model, not a curated record. The transcript is spliced from 2 exons.